This is a messenger RNA of Ogataea philodendri, 246 nucleotides long. RefSeq lists its product as uncharacterized. The record is from RefSeq and is a predicted model, not a curated record. The transcript has a single exon. Lineage: Eukaryota; Fungi; Ascomycota; Pichiomycetes; Pichiales; Pichiaceae. Bases 1 to 246 code for a protein of 81 amino acids.
AUGUGGUCUUUGUCUGCCAUGAUGUUGGCAAGCACUGCUCCUCCGAUGAAGACCAUGUGCUUUCUUCUUGGUGGAUCUUCGAUUCUCACCUUGAACUUGUCCAAUCUCGAGGCAUCUCCCUUCAACACCUUUGUGAACCAUUGCUGUUUGAGUUCCUUUUCCAAUCUGGACGGAAGACCUGGGUACAUGGACGAACCACCACUGAGAACGAUCGACUUGUACAAUGUGGAUCUAAUGUCGACCUGA